AUGAUACUGUACGUGACAGAACCCGUUGAAGUCAUGGAGCAAGAUAGACAAACUUUAUUAACAGCAGUAGCACUUAUAGCGCGAGAAUUAACAGAUUCAUCAUCAUCAUCUGAAAGCGAUAAUGAAGAACUUGAAAUUUUGCAGAGGAAUGUUAAUCAAAGAAGAAAAGUGCCAAGAAUACAAAAUUAUGUGGAAACAAUAGUGCCAAUGUUAACUAAUCAACAGUUUAAGGCUCAUUUCAGAUUACAAAGACAUAACCCUGGUACAUCUAUGAUUUGUUCACGCAAGCAGUUUCUGUUGGCAUUGUGGAGACUAGCCAUUCCAGACUCUUUCAGAUCGAUUUGUGAGAGAUUUAAUGUUGGUAGAAGUUUUGCGUUAUAUGCAACAAGACGUGUUGUAAAAGCACUUGUUGAACUUGCAUCUAUUAUGAUUAAGUGGCCUACAGGAGAACGAGUUGCUCAAACAUGGGCAGGAUUUGAAGCCACUAGUGGUUUUCCUAAAGUCAUCGGAGCUAUUGAUGGCACACAUAUUAAUAUUCCAUCCCCUAAAGACCAUCCUGAAGCUUACGUCAACCGGAAAGGUCGGCAUUCAAUUCAACUGCAGGCUAUCUGUGAUCACAAUUGCCAAUUUAUCCAUUGUUUUGUGGGGCAUGUAGGAUCUGUUCAUGAUCAACGGGUGUUCCGCUUGUCAGAAGUACAAACCUACUUGGGAAAUGUGUCUAAAUUCCCAGAAGAUUGCCAUUUAGUUGGAGACCUAGCUUACAAAUUGCACGAAAAUUUAUUGAUACCAUAUCGAGACAAUGGUCACUUUACAGAGCGUCAACGAAAUUACAAUUUUUGUCAUGCUUCAGCAAGAAUAGUUAUCGAGAGAGCAUUUGGAUUAUUAAAAGGAAGAUUUCGAAGUCUUUUGACUGUACUUGCCAUACAACGAAUUGACUUGGUUCCAUUGCACAUUCUUGCUUGUUGUAUGCUACACAAUGUGUGUAUAAUGAAGGGUGAUGAGUUUAAUGAGGAAAUCAAUGAAGAGAUGAUUGAUUGUAUGGAAGACAAUCCAGAAAAUGUUUGUGGUGCUGCUCAUGUAGAAGGUCAGCAUUCAAUUUUAUUUCAAAUAAUAUAUCUUUCUGCUUUCUAUAAAAUUUAUUCUAUAAAAUUUGCUGUAGAUGCUGCUCGUGCAGGUGCUACUAAGAGAUAUUUAAUAACCGAAAGACUAAGAAUAAGAAAAGUGUAACGCAUAUUUUGGAUUAUAUUAUUAAUUUUUUAAGCCACAACAUAUAAGAUUAGAUCUUAAAAUUACAUAUUAUAUACUUAAUA
Molecule: messenger RNA, 1310 nt
Organism: Formica exsecta
Lineage: Eukaryota; Metazoa; Arthropoda; Insecta; Hymenoptera; Formicidae
Product: protein ANTAGONIST OF LIKE HETEROCHROMATIN PROTEIN 1-like
Exons: 4
Coding region: 1-1227 (408 amino acids)
Source: RefSeq, a predicted model, not a curated record